AUGCGCCCUGUAUGCAUGACUGUUGAAUCUUUCUUCGAACCGACGGAUACUCGCAUGGAUGGAUGGCGAUGGAUGCACGCUGUCAAGGCCAAACAGGGUGGAACAAAUGAGCCUCGUCUUUGCAGAGCGCCUUCCCUCAGCAUUAUGCGUUGCUGCCACCCCUCAAUCACCCUCCGUGCUUCUUUCCUAUCCGAGUACGUACGUGCUUGGUGGGGAAUCACCACCGCAACAUCUCUUCACCCUCACCGUCAAUCAACCAAACCUCCUGGCGUAUACCAACCAACCUAUACGCCAGGCCUUCCCUCGUCGACAGCACAGACACCACGUUGUUCAACCCCACGGACCGAACCUCAGCCUUUCAAACCGGUGCCCGAACUUCAGCGCUGACGUGCGUCCGCAGAAAAUCGUCUUGUCGCCAGCCAACCAGAACCACCCAUGCCUACCUCCUAUGACCACAACU
This is a messenger RNA of Periconia digitata, 460 nucleotides long. Lineage: Eukaryota; Fungi; Ascomycota; Dothideomycetes; Pleosporales; Periconiaceae. The record is from the annotation of a GenBank genome assembly.